Aspergillus piperis CBS 112811 is the source of this 700-nucleotide messenger RNA. RefSeq lists its product as uncharacterized. The transcript has 2 exons. NCBI's taxonomy places the organism in Eukaryota, Fungi, Ascomycota, Eurotiomycetes, Eurotiales, Aspergillaceae. Bases 114 to 509 code for a protein of 131 amino acids. The record is from RefSeq and is a predicted model, not a curated record.
GGGGGCUGUCAGCCUGCUCUCCCCGUCUCCGACUUUCUUCAGACUUCCCGCCUGGAAAAGUGCACAGCCUUGGUUGAUGAGCUUCUGAAUAUCUGCAUUUUACCUUGACUAUCAUGACGACCGACAUGGAAGGUUACACCAUUCGUCGGAACAAUUCCUGUCUCAGUGAUGAAGUAGGGUGCGGCAAGACAUGGGAUGACUGGCACGCCUGCUGUCCCCACGGGUCCUACUGUCCCGGCUCGCGGUAUUCGGUCGCAAACAAUGUCUGCUGCCCGAGCUGGACUGACUGUACGGCCGACAUUGAUCCGCCGGCAUGUGCUAACAGCACCUGGAGUAUGUAUAACUACACUGGGUAUUUCUGCUGUUCCGAAGAUCAGAGCGGCUUCAUGCUGAAGGGGACGGAUUGGGUGGGCUGUUUGGACUCCGACUCCCCGGGAAAUGCCAGUUAUAGCGCACUCAAAUUGAUCAGUUACGUGCAACAUCAACGCCGACAUCGACAUCUACUUUGAACGCUACAGCAACGACAACGUCAUCCGCCACCUCAGCUCCAAAUUCAGACAGCUCAUCACAUACCAACACUGGUACUAUAGCAGGUGGUGUAGUGGGUAGUGUCAUCAGAGUAGCUGCGAUCACUGCACUUCUCUUCUUUUUCAUGAGACAUUCAAGAAAGCCAGUACCGCAGCCCCCGCCGCAGGGCCUG